AUGAGUUAUAGAGGUCGAGGUAGAGGUGGUGGAUAUAAUAACAACUUCCAGAAUAGAAACAAUUUUGGAAAUCAGCAACAAAAUAUCGAUGCACACGCAGCAGCAAAUGCUUAUCCCAUUGAAAUCGUGGGAUGGAACGGUGCUAGUCUGAGUGAUUGCAUUAAUUUCAUUUCCAGAAAAUGCAGAAUAGUUGUUAGCAACUACAGUGUAGAUCAAAACACUGGCGUUUUGAAAGGCUACGUUAGAAAUGAAGCUCAAGCAAAUGAUUUACUUAAUUGGUCUGGCGUCAAAUUUGCUGGACAGUCCUUGAGGUUUUCCAAAGGGCCCUCGACCAUAUCUAGCCAGAUGGGUGGGUCAGCAACAGGAGCUGGAAACACAAUUGAAACGAUCACGAAUUUUUUAAAGGGACGAUACCAGCCUGAAAUCAAAAUGCUUAAUUUGAGUAGUGUCAAGCAAGAUGCAACUCUCAAUGCCCAAGGGUUUUUUGCAUCAAUGUCGGUAACCUCUAAAUUUUUCCCUGCAUUAAUGAAAAUCGCCGCUGAUUUGAAAAUCGACGUUGAAAGUGUUGAUUUAUCCGGUAAUGAACUCAAUGACUUGCAUGCAAUUUCUUCCAUGACGCAGACAUUUCCAAAGUUGAAGAAUUUAUCCCUUCAAAACAACAAUUUGUCAAGAACAAAAGUAUUCGAAACUUGGAAGCACAAACUUAUCUUCUUGAGAGAAUUGAUUUUAUUCAACAAUCCCAUCGUUCAAACUACAAACCCCGCAGAGAUUCAAGAAAUUAAGUUGGAAAUGAUGAGAUGUUUUCCAAGGUUGGUUAUAUUGAAUGGAGAGCUAUUGAGGAAUGAACAAAUGUUGAAUGCAAAUUCAAGCUCACCAUUUGGGUCUCAAGCCAUGUUCUUCCAAGACGAGGAGAUUAGGAAUUUGGCGACAAAUUUUGUUGCCAACUAUUUGAAUCUAUGGGACACUAAUAGAGCCAACUUGAUGGUGCUUUAUCAAAAUGAGUCGCAAUUUUCCAUGCAGUUGGACACAUCCCACCCCCAUUUAAUUGAAGACGUGAACAGUAGUUCGAAUAUCGACUUUGGAAAUUAUAUGCCGAACUCAAGAAAUCUUACUCGCAUUUCGUCCGGUAAGGCGAGAAUGAGCAAACUUGCAAUAGGAACAGAGCAAAUCUAUAAAAGUUUUCAGCAUCUACCCAAAACCAAGCACAAUUUAGUUGAAAACCCCGACUCAUUCAGUAUGGAGUGCUACAAGUAUGCCCCGCUCAACGGAAUAGUCAUCACUGUACAUGGAUCUUUCGAGGAGACGGCACAGCCUGAAAUUUCCGAUAAUAGUGCUUCGCAGGGAUCGCGUGGCGGAAGAUUUCAUUCGCAGGGUCGAAACAGAAAGCACGAGUUAUGUAAAAAGAGCUUUGAUAGAACCUUCAUAGUCUUGCCCGGUCCAAACGGAAGCAUGGUUGUCGCAAGUGAUCUUUUGCUUAUAAGACCAUUCACUAGAGAAGCUGCCUGGACUAGCCAACACUUACCCCAUCAACAGGGCCCACAACAGCCAGCAGUAGCCACAGGUGUCCCCGUUCAGCAACCACCCAAUGUUUUACAAGGAGCAAACACACAAGCUGCACCUGCCGCACCAUCUGUACCUGUACCAUCUUUGACAGAUUUACCUCCAGAAAUCAAAUCUAGCCUUCAAGUGCCACAGCAAGAAUUAUUGGUAAAGAUAUUAGUGGAGACAAAACUCAACCUACAGUAUGCAGUAAUGCUUUGCGAACAAAGUCAAUGGGAUUACAACCAAAGUAUGAUAAAUUUUAAAAAUUCCGCUGCAUCAUUACCACGAGAUGCAUUUAUAUAG
Molecule: messenger RNA, 1845 nt
Organism: Lodderomyces margitis
Lineage: Eukaryota; Fungi; Ascomycota; Pichiomycetes; Serinales; Debaryomycetaceae
Gene: MEX67
Product: Mex67p
Exons: 1
Coding region: 1-1845 (614 amino acids)
Biological process (GO): poly(A)+ mRNA export from nucleus
Cellular component (GO): nucleus
Molecular function (GO): RNA binding; protein binding
Source: RefSeq, a predicted model, not a curated record